Poeciliopsis prolifica (blackstripe livebearer) is the source of this 763-nucleotide messenger RNA. RefSeq lists its product as uncharacterized. The record is from RefSeq and is a predicted model, not a curated record. NCBI's taxonomy places the organism in Eukaryota, Metazoa, Chordata, Actinopteri, Cyprinodontiformes, Poeciliidae.
CUACGGAGGUGCAAGGAAGAUCUCUCACAAAGCAGGGUCGUAGUUGAGUUUGUGGCUGAACUUCAAGAUAGGAUGGCAGAACCUGCCCUCAGAGAGUGGAAGACUGGUCUCUUUGACUGCUGUGUAGAUUGCAGCACUUGUUGCUAUGGCUUCUGGUGCUGGCCUUGCCUUGCCUGCACCGUUUCAGGAAUGUUUAAAGAGAACUCCUGUCUGCCUUUAUGUGACAUUCUGACUCCUGCUGCAUGUGUAGCCUGUGGGAUUCCUUUAAGUCCCCCUGCGGCAAUCUCUCUGAGGGCUUCCAUUCGGAACAAAUAUCAUAUAAAGGGUUCCCUCUGUAAAGACAUGGCAAUUUCCUGUUUCUGUGUCUGGUGCUCCUGGUGUCAGAUGCAUCGUGAGCUAAAGAAUGGAGCUCCUGUCACUGUGGUGCAGCAGCCCCCACAACAGCACACUACUGUGGUCAACGUGCAGGCUAAUCCUGUCAUGAUGGUUAAUCAAAACACUUCUCCACCUCCUGUUGGUUUUCAGAACCCUGCUCAAAACCAGAAUAUGUUUCAAAACAGUCCUCACAGCCCUCCUUGGUUUCAGAGCCCUCCUCCGAAACCUGGUUGUUAUUAAAAUCCCCCUCAAAGUCCUGUUGUGUAUCAAAACCCUCCACAAUGAUCCACAGUCCAAAAACCCUGUUAAAAGUUCUAAUGCUUAUAACUCCUAACAACAUCUGAACAAACUUGUGAAAAAUGUAAGUUUCUCUGAUCAUUCAUGAUCA